AUGGACGAGGUGGAGGACGGCGAGGAGGAGCCCAAAUUCCAGCAGCCCAGACCGCCUCAGGUAUACAGUUUGGAUCAUGGGAGCUGUGGAGGAACCAAGAUGAAGAAAUUUACACCAGGAGGCGGAGCCGCGUCCAUUGCGCGUAAAAACUCCAACAACAAUGAGCAGUGGCUCCUGCAAGAGGACGAGGACUCCGGACCUGUCGGUGCCAGUGGCAGCACCACCUCUGCUCUGCUGUGCCGGAGGGAUGCUGAUGCAGGGGGCGCGCUCCUAGAGGCAGGCGUGACAGGAGAAGGAGCCUUCGUUAUGAUAUGCAACAAAAACGGAGACUGUAGAAGGGACCCGGCCAGUUCAGGGAGCCUCUCCUCUCUCAUCUCCAGGCAGGAGAGGAAAACAGAUGGAGUAGUGUCAGCUGAAGACGGGAAGGGACAGUUUGCAAGUAUGGACGGCUCCCUCACUUCAGUGGGGUCCCUGACACAGGGGCCGGUCGCCGAGGUCAAGACCGGAGCAGCGAUGGAGAAGAAGGACUCCAGAGUUUCCUUCUCCAACGCCGCAACUAAAGGACAGACUCCGAGUCAGCAGUCGAGAAAUUCAAUCACAUUUUCCAAAGCUGAGGAUGGCUCUCAGAUAGUUCCGGAUGAUGGAGGCCUCAGGGGGAAUCAGACUUACAUGCAGCGGCAGUUUAGCUCCAUGCUUCAGCCCGGAGUUAACAAAUUCUCCCUGCGCAUGUUUGGCAGCCAGAAGGCAGUGGAGAAGGAGCAAGAGCGCGUCAAAUCAGCGGGUAAUUGGAUUAUCCAUCCAUACAGCGACUUCAGGUUCUACUGGGACUUCACCAUGCUGUUGUUCAUGGUGGGAAACCUGAUCAUCAUCCCCGUGGGCAUCACCUUCUUCAAAGACGAGACCACGGCUCCCUGGAUCAUCUUCAACGUGGUUUCUGACACCUUCUUCCUCAUCGACCUGGUGCUGAAUUUCAGGACCGGCAUCGUGUUCGAGGACAACACCGAGAUCAUCCUCGACCCCAACAAGAUCAAGAAGAAGUACCUGAAGAGCUGGUUUAUGGUGGACUUCGUCUCGUCCAUACCUGUGGAUUAUAUCUUCCUCAUCGUGGAGAGAGGGAUGGACUCUGAGGUGUACAAGACGGCCCGGGCGCUGCGCAUUGUCCGCUUCACCAAAAUCCUCAGUCUGCUGCGGCUGCUGAGGCUGUCCAGGCUCAUCCGUUACAUCCACCAAUGGGAGGAGAUCUUCCACAUGACCUAUGACCUGGCCAGUGCUGUGAUGCGGAUUUUCAACCUGAUUGGUAUGAUGCUGCUGCUGUGUCACUGGGAUGGCUGUCUCCAGUUCCUCGUCCCCAUGCUGCAGGACUUCCCGUCAGACUGCUGGGUCUCCCUCAACAAGAUGGUGAAUGACACUUGGACCGAGCUCUACUCCUUCGCCCUCUUUAAGGCCAUGAGCCACAUGCUGUGUAUUGGAUAUGGAAGACAAGCCCCGGAGAGCAUGUCCGACAUCUGGUUGACCAUGCUCAGUAUGAUCGUGGGAGCCACCUGCUACGCCAUGUUUAUCGGCCACGCAACCGCACUCAUCCAGUCUCUAGACUCCUCCAGACGGCAAUACCAGGAAAAGUACAAACAAGUGGAGCAGUACAUGUCGUUCCACAAGCUACCAGCAGACUUCCGACAGAAAAUCCAUGACUACUACGAGCACAGAUACCAGGGCAAGAUGUUUGAUGAAGAGAGCAUCCUGGAGGAGCUAAAUGAGCCUCUGCGCCAGGAAAUCGUCAACUUUAACUGCCGUAAGCUGGUGGCUUCCAUGCCGCUGUUUGCCAAUGCUGAUCCCAACUUUGUGACAGCCAUGUUGACCAAGCUGAGGUUUGAGGUCUUCCAGCCUUUAGACUACAUCAUCAGAGAGGGCACCAUCGGCAAGAAGAUGUACUUCAUCCAGCACGGCGUGGUCAGCGUCCUCACCAAGGGGAGCAUCGGCAUGAAGCUGAUGGACGGAUCCUACUUUGGAGAGAUCUGUCUGCUGACCCGUGGCAGACGGACGGCCAGCGUGAGAGCGGACACCUACUGCCGCCUGUACUCGCUCUCUGUGGACAACUUCAACGAGGUGCUGGAGGAGUAUCCCAUGAUGAGGAGGGCCUUUGAGACGGUUGCCAUUGACAGAUUGGACAGGAUAGGCAAGAAGAAUUCAAUCCUGAUGCACAAAGUUCAGCAUGACCUGAACUCAGGGGUCUUCAACAACCGCGAGAACGAGAUGAUCCAGGAGAUAGUUAAAUAUGACCGGGAGAUGGUUCAGCAGGUUGAUGUUCCACGGCCGCGGGCCAUGUCCAUGACACCUCCUCUCCACGGCAGUAUCUUUGAUUCUCCGAGCUCCUCCUCGCGUCCUCAGAAUUCAGCGAUCGCCACUCUGCAGCAGGCCGUAGCCAUGAACUUUUGUGCCCCUGUGCAAGGUAACUCGAUGGGAGGGGGGACCCUGCAGUCGCCCAGGAUGGUGAGGAGAUUCCAGGUGCUGGAGAGUGUGCCCAGCCCAGUUUCAGCCUCUCCCCUGCAGUCUCAGUUCCUCCCUGCUGGUGCCUUCGCCUCCGCCCUGGCCAGCCCCUCGGUCCAGAGCCCGCUGGCACUCGGAAGACGAUCUUUCCAGUUCGGCUCCAGCAUGGCCGGCCCCCCCUCAGGCUCCCAGCUCUCUCUGACCCAGCAGCACAUGAUCAGCCCCGCACACCGGCCCAGCUCACACGAGAGUACUCAUUCCCUGCAAAUGGGCAUUUUAAACCAAGACGCCAGGGCACUGUCAGCCUCUCAGCCCUCACUGCCUCACGAGGGGGCGCAACAAGGUGCCCCAAGCCCCCCCCAGUCCACAAGAGUCUCCUCCACUUCUAUUGGCCCCCCUCAGAUAACAUCGGGUCACACAGGGGUGCGUAGCGCUAUACCACAUAGGGUGGUGCUGCCCCACCAGAUGUCUGUGGGGGCUUUCCCUGCAGUAUCCCUGCCUGGGUCUACGCAGGGUUUUGGGGCCGGUGCAGGGCUGGCAGUAGGGGGUGCGGUAACAGGUCUGGGGGACUCAGGGCUACCCAAGAAGGACUCCAUCGGGAGCCUUCCUGAGACAGACCACAUCAAUGUCAGAUCCAAGCUAUCCUCAAACUUGUGAUCCUAAUUAAACUCUUCUAGUGGAGUGACUCUAAUGAGGGGCUGGACUGCAGGAGCACGGGGGGGGGGGGGGGUUUCUGCUCUCUCUCCCACAAUCUGCUCAAGUUUGACUAUCCGAAUGUAUGAAUGAUAAGUGAGUGGAAGCAGGGAGAAUCCAUUUGGAGACUGUUCUAACAUAAAGUCUGUAUGAGGACUUUUGAAUCUGCAGCAUUGAGUUGUUUCUACUCACAGACUUUAUAGUUGCACAGUAGUAGUAACGUAGCAUCUUCCCAUCUCCAACGUCUUUAUUUACUGUAUUUUACAACAUAGUCAACAACAUACUGUAUCCUCUUUAUUAUCCUUUUAUCCACGUCAUGUAAUGCAAACUUGUGGUCGGGUGGAUGGGACUAAAAUAAAUCAGGGACCUGCUUCAGAUAUCAGAAGUUGGAUGCUACUGUAUCUACUAUAUUAUGUGGGCUGGCUGUAAAAGACGAUCAUCUCACAAAGUUACAAUUAUUGUAGUUUUUGUAAAGAAACUUAAAAAGUUUGAACAUUAAAAGGGUGUUUUUCUUAUAUUUCUUAAGACUAUAGACCAUAUUUGUAAGCACAAAUUGGACAAUAUUCCAAUAUGACCUUAUUAUAAGUAUUUCGAGCCAUAUUAUUCCCAGACUAUUGAUAUGAAUACCAUUAUUUACAAAUCAAACCCUGAUUUUUUUUAUCUAGUUGGCCUCUUUUGUAAGUCUCCCCUGCCUCUGAUAGUCCCCACAAAUAAUUAUGUGAGACCCUCGGACAGACAAUUAAUAACCUUCAUACUAAAAGUACAGCUGUGGAACAAAAUGUCUAUUUCCAGCCAAGCCAUCGAUCUCUACAGGAAAUGUUUGUUUAAUUUAAAAUUGCGUCAAUCAAUAUUUUUUAUAUCAACAAUGAAUAAAAGCCCUAAGGUUAAUGUUAAGGGAGUUCCUUGUAGUGAUGAACCAAAAGAGAGGGAUCUGUAUCUCCGUUGAUCCUUUUUCUUAAGCAAAAGUCUUUGGGUUUAGAGCCCAUAGAUUUCCUGCCAUGCAGUCUUAUCACAUAUCAAACCUGUUUUCAGUAGCACAAGGCAAACGUUUUGAGCAAACUAAAACACAUUUGUUCACCUGCAAAUUGAACAAGCAAGAGAAUCAGAUGUUUCCCUAAGGAGUUGGUAUCGACUCAACCAGAAUAAUAUAGAUAUAAAAACAUAGGUGGCCAGAAAGAAGACUCCAGUGGUAUUACAAUGUUGCUUGUGUAUGCUGAAAGUUAUAAAAUGUCAGCUUGUUUUGCCAUUGUUUUUCCAUUUUAGUGGCCUAAAAUACAUUGGUGCAGCUAUAAGAUUCGUAAAUCCAAUAAAAAUAUCCCUGACUCAAA
This is a messenger RNA of Gymnodraco acuticeps, 4505 nucleotides long. It is a transcript of the gene hcn2b, whose product is annotated as hyperpolarization activated cyclic nucleotide-gated potassium channel 2b. Gene Ontology annotation, cellular component: membrane. Bases 1 to 3141 code for a protein of 1046 amino acids. Gene Ontology annotation, molecular function: voltage-gated potassium channel activity. The transcript is spliced from 8 exons. The record is from RefSeq and is a predicted model, not a curated record. Gene Ontology annotation, biological process: transmembrane transport; potassium ion transport. Lineage: Eukaryota; Metazoa; Chordata; Actinopteri; Perciformes; Bathydraconidae.